This is a messenger RNA of Orycteropus afer afer, 1870 nucleotides long. The record is from RefSeq and is a predicted model, not a curated record. NCBI's taxonomy places the organism in Eukaryota, Metazoa, Chordata, Mammalia, Tubulidentata, Orycteropodidae.
CAGGCCGCCGCCCGCCGCCAUGGGGCUGAAGGCCGCCCAGAAGACGCUCUUCCCGCUGCGCUCCAUCGACGACGUGGUGCGACUCUUCGCUGCCGAGCUGGGCCGAGAGGAGCCGGACCUGGUGCUCCUGUCCUUAGUACUGGGCUUCGUGGAGCAUUUCCUGGCGGUCAACCGGGUCAUCCCCACCAACGUACCCGAGCUCACCUUCCAGCCCAGCCCCGCGCCAGACCCCCCUGGCGGCCUCACCUACUUCCCGGUGGCCGACCUGUCCAUCAUCGCUGCCCUGUAUGCGCGCUUCACUGCCCAGAUCCGUGGCGCCGUGGACCUCUCCCUCUACCCCCGGGAGGGGGGCGUCUCCAGCCGUGAGCUGGUGAAGAAGGUUUCGGAUGUCAUCUGGAACAGCCUCAGCCGCUCCUACUUCAAGGACCGAGCCCACAUCCAGUCUCUCUUCAGCUUCAUCACAGGUUGGAGCCUGGCAGGCACCAAACUGGACAGCUCCGGUGUGGCCUUUGCCGUGGUGGGGGCCUGCCAGGCCCUGGGUCUCCGGGAUGUCCACCUGGCCCUGUCUGAGGACCAUGCCUGGGUUGUGUUUGGGCCCAACGGGGAGCAGACCGCUGAGGUCACCUGGCAUGGCAAGGGCAAUGAGGAUCGCAGGGGCCAGACGGUCAAUGUGGGCGUGGCUGAGCGGAGCUGGCUGUACCUGAAGGGAUCGUACAUGCGCUGUGACCGCAAGAUGGAGGUGGCCUUCAUGGUGUGUGCCAUCAACCCUUCCAUUGACCUGCACACUGACUCGCUGGAGCUCCUGCAGCUGCAGCAGAAACUGCUGUGGCUGCUCUAUGACCUGGGACACCUGGAAAGGUACCCCAUGGCACUGGGGAACCUGGCGGAUCUGGAGGAACUGGAGCCCACUCCUGGCCGGCCCGACCCACUCACCCUCUACCACAAGGGCAUUGCUUCAGCCAAGACCUACUACCGGGAUGAACACAUCUACCCCUACAUGUACCUGGCCGGCUACCACUGUCGCAACCGCAAUGUGCGCGAAGCCCUGCAGGCCUGGGCCGACACAGCCACUGUCAUCCAGGACUACAACUACUGCCGUGAAGACGAGGAGAUAUAUAAGGAGUUCUUUGAAGUAGCUAAUGAUGUCAUCCCCAACCUGCUGAAGGAGGCAGCCAGCCUGCUGGAGGCAGGUGAGGAGCGGCCAGGAGAGCAGAACCAGGGCCCCCCAACCCAGGGCUCUGCCCUCCAGGACCCUGAGUGCUUCGCCCACCUGCUGCGCUUCUAUGAUGGCAUCUGCAAGUGGGAGGAGGGCAGCCCAACACCUGUCCUGCACGUGGGCUGGGCCACCUUCCUCGUGCAGUCCCUUGGCCGCUUCGAGGGACAGGUGCGGCAGAAGGUUCGCAUUGUGAGCCGAGAGGCAGAGGCAGCCGAGGCGGAAGAGCCUUGGGGCGAGGAUGCCCGGGAAGGUCGGAGGCGUGGCCCGCGGAGGGAGUCCAAGCCCGAGGAGCCACCUCCACCCAAGAAGCCGGCACUGGACAAGGGUCAAGGCUUGGGGCAGGGCACAGUGCCGGGACCGCCCCGGAGGCCCCCAGCAGCGGGCCCAGGCUCCGCCCGAGGCACUGAGGGGGGCAGCACGACCCCAACGCCCACGCCCGCUGGGUCGCCACCAACGCCGGAGGGUCCCGUGCUCAUGUUCCAAAGCGAGAAAAUGAAGGGCAUGAAGGAGCUGCUGGUGGCCACCAAGAUCAACUCAAGUGCCAUCAAGCUGCAGCUCACGGCACAGUCACAGGUGCAGAUGAAGAAGCAGAAGGUGUCCACACCCAGCGACUACACGCUCUCCUUCUUGAAGCGGCAGCGGAAGGGCCUCUGA